Messenger RNA from Scomber scombrus (Atlantic mackerel), 1580 nucleotides. RefSeq lists its product as uncharacterized. The record is from RefSeq and is a predicted model, not a curated record. NCBI's taxonomy places the organism in Eukaryota, Metazoa, Chordata, Actinopteri, Scombriformes, Scombridae. The coding region runs from base 366 to 1454 and encodes 362 amino acids. The transcript is spliced from 2 exons.
UCCAGUGGUUCCCAACCUAGGGGUGGGGCCCCCCCAAAGGGUCAGCAGAUAAAUGUGAGGGGUUCUGAUACACAAAUGUGUUUUCAGUUUUUAGACUUUUUCUCUAAUCAAUAAUUGAACUGAAUGAUUUGAACCACACAGAAAGUCAUUAUAUGAAAUCAGAUCAAAUCCCCCACCCCCCCCCCCCCCCCCACCUCUGUGAAAGCGCCAAUCAGUGCGGUUGCUAUGGAAACAGGGCGGUACAGCGGCGGAGGAGAGCAGCAGCUCCUCACAAACAGAAACACAUCUGAUCCUCAAACAGGAAGAAAGAAGCAAGCAGCGGCUCAGCGUGGACAGAAGAGCUCAAACAGCUGCAGGAAGUAGAAAUGGAGACGCAGGUCGGAGGUGAAGACAUCCGGCAAGCAGAGAAAGUCUGUUUGAAGAGAAAGCUGACGGGUCCUCCGAGGCUGCUGCUGCUGGGAAAGACCAGGACCAGGAGUGUCAGGGAGGACCGGUCCGAGGUCCGGGACAAACCGGACGGAUUCUCACUGAAAUCCUCCGCUGCUGCUGCUGCUGAGAGCGAUGCUGCCGACGUGGAGGAAGAAGCUUCACCUGUGUGUGAUGUCACAGGCGAGAGCGCUGACGUCACCGACAGGAAGCUGAAGAGACGCAGGUGGUGGAGACUGUUGCUUUGUUUCAGGACGAAAAGUUCAAAAAAGCAGCGCAGUGACGAGUUUCCUCCAGCAGAGGGGGCGCUGCAGGAGGCCGAGGCCGUCGACACGGAAGAGAAGAAGACAACGUUCAAAAGGUUCCUGACGUCUGCCAAUGCUCGACGAGCUGCUGAGCAGAGAGACGAGAAACCUUCAGCAACGCUCAGGAAGAAACUGAGACUGUUUCUGAGCCGAUCGUCUCCGACGAACGAGGACGUUGCCGCGGGAGACGAACCCGCCGGCCUCGAGACUGCUACGACUGAUCCGGGUCAGGAGGUCGUGACUAGCAUCGCAGAGAUUAACGUCCAGCCGUCUGAAGACACGACGAGUCCAGACGAGCCGCUGACAGAAGAGAGACGCGUCAGUGUUGCCGCAGCGACGGACCAAUCAGAGAUCGUCCAAACUGACCCGGCGAACGCUAACGAGCUUCCUGUUGAUUUAAACGAGGUUGACGAGGUUUCCUGCGACGCCGCUGAACUCGAGUCAGACGAGGAGGCUCAGCCAAUGAACAACGGACCCGCCGUCAUCCUAAACAGCAGCAUCCGCAUCCAGCUGGUUCCUCCUGAUGACAUCACAGAGCAAGAGGAGGAAGAGGAGUUUUGGGAGGGGAACCAGAACCACCUGCUCCUCCUCUUCGGCUUCCACCACAGCGAGCUGCAGCUGCUGCAGGCGGCUCGCUCUGUGGUCCGAGCCGCCAUGAACGCCGCCGUGGAUCAGCUGAGCAGAGAACAGCUCAGAGAGCCGCUGGGCUGCCGAGACGCCUGAAGGUCCAGAGACUCAACGAGACUCAAUGAGACUCUACGAAAAGUGUUUACUACGUCUCUGGUUUGAUUCCUGCAGAGACCUUUAAUGCAGGUUACUCCUCUCUCUCUCUCUCUCUCUCUCUCUCUC